UGGGUUUUAUUUUUGUUACGUGUGGUGGUCUUUCUACAGUAUAGAUUCUUUGGAGAGCCUGUGGUAGCAGCUUGUGUUGAAAAUGGUGCCAACUGCAUUGACAUCAGUGGAGAACCCCAGUUUCUGGAAGAAAUGUACCUGAAAUACCACGAAAAAGCUGCGGAAAAAGGAGUAUACAUCAUCGGAAGCUGUGGCUUUGACACUAUACCAGGCGAUAUGGGAGUACUGUACACCAGAGACAAGCUGAAAGGUACCUUAACUGCUGUUGAAAGUUUCCUGAAGGUGAAAUCUGGGCCUGAGGGUUGUUGUGUACAUGAUGGGACCUGGAAGUCAGCUGUUUAUGGCCUUGCGGAUCAAGACAACCUGAGGAAGCUUCGAAAAAAGAUAGGCUAUGCCCCUGUGCCAGUAGUUGGUGCAAAACUUAAAAAAAGGGGAUUUCUGUUUUACAAUCGGGAAUUCAAAGAGUACUCCAUUCCAUUCAUGGGAGCUGAUGUUUCCGUUGUGAAACGGUCUCAGCGUUAUUUUUACACAGAGUUGCAGGAAACACCUGUGCAGUAUAGUGCAUAUGUGAACAUAGGUAGUCUUGGCUCUGCUAUCAAGCUGAUGUUUGCUGGCUUUUUAUUUCUUCUUCUUGUGAAGUUUAGCUUUGGAAGAAAACUUCUGACAAAAUACCCAGAAUUUUUCUCUGCUGGACGCUUCACAAAGGAAGGACCAACCCAGAAACAGAUGGAUGGAACCUCUUUCACGAUAACUUUUUUUGGCGAGGGUUACAGUGAGGGGCAAGAUCCCCAGAAUGGCAAACCAAAUGUAAAGAUCUGCACUGAAGUGAAAGGACCAGAGCCUGGCUAUGUUGCUACACCAAUUGCAAUGGUUCAAGCUGCUGUAACUCUUCUGCAAGAUUCAGCUUAUCUGCCUAAACAGGGUGGUGUAUAUUCUCCAGGAGCUGCCUUCUCCAAAACAAAACUGAUUGAUCGCCUCAACAAAUGUGGUGUUGAGUUCUCUGUCAUUAGCAAGCCUGAAGUCUGAAGUCAAAACAUAACUGUGUGAACUAACACCUUUCCUGGGUCUAACUCUAAUAAAUCUCCUUUGGCUGUAAAAACUUAAUCAUAAAAUAGUCCCACUGUGCUAUUGUUUACAGCAAAAACAGACGAAAAAUUGAGUUAAAAGCUGUACUAUUUGUUAUAGUGAGCCAAAGCUGUAAAGGACCAUAAAAAGUUCUAAUUGACAAGCAUAUUAAAGCAGUGACUUAGUGGGUACUAGUUCUAGGAUUUUGUUUGAUCUCUUUCAUCUGAGUUCUAAGUUACUCUGUAAUGUAACCACUAUAGCAUCCGCUUCACAAUUAACCACAGUCUUCUCGCUUUGCCUGAUCCCACAACUACAGAAAGCAGGCAGGCCCUGGGUCAUGGGUUCCUGAGGGGAUGAAACCACCAGUGAGGGCUUGUGCCUGCUUGGGAUGGGUGCUGUUACUUGGUGGCAUUCUUACUUUCCAAGCCUUAGUGUCCCUAGAGAAAUAAAAAGAGUAGUUUAAGGAA
Messenger RNA from Athene cunicularia (burrowing owl), 1532 nucleotides. RefSeq names its product saccharopine dehydrogenase (putative) (gene SCCPDH). The transcript is spliced from 10 exons. Gene Ontology annotation, biological process: glycolipid biosynthetic process. Bases 133 to 1026 code for a protein of 297 amino acids. NCBI's taxonomy places the organism in Eukaryota, Metazoa, Chordata, Aves, Strigiformes, Strigidae. The record is from RefSeq and is a predicted model, not a curated record. Gene Ontology annotation, cellular component: lipid droplet; mitochondrion; plasma membrane.